AUGGCGCUCAGCCGCAGCGGGCAUGCCGAACACAGCAAUGAAAGCGAUCAGUGGGGAGGUUCUCGGCCGGUGAGUCCCAUUGCUUUCACCUCUCAGUGCUACAGUUAUACCGGCGGCACUUGCACGAGCACAAUGUGUCAAUCUUUUCAGAUGUCACAGUGCAACAUGGGCAGAUGUGUCUGUCCAGGUGGUUGUGCUGGGGCUGAUGGCAGGUGCUACUCUGGAGGGAACAUGUUGGUGGCCAGUGGCUUUACGCUGAAAAAUGUCAAAUGGCCAAAUUACCGGAUGUAUUUCAAACGUGUUAGUGCCUGGAACCAAAUGGGCACCUCGAGCAUGCCAAGCUUCAGCUUUCUAGGGUCGGACAGGUUCGACCUGUACCGGAUUCCAGGCCUAUUCAAAGGAAGGGCGCUGUACUUCCUGGCCUCGCACAAGUGGCCAGAGUACGUGUUGGCUGUACGAGGUACCCUCGGAACAGCGUUUAGCCCAUUUGGCACAUACACGGUGAAGUUGAAGGACCAGUCUACACCAUGGAAGCCGGAAGACAUCAUGUUGCGGGUUUGCACCAUGGCGGGCUACGGCAAGCCGAACGAGAUUAGGAUCGGCAGCGCUGGGGCGGUGAAAACCAUCUGGUCCUAUGUCCACAGUGGAGACUGGGACGUUUGGGGUUCCAUUUCCUCGCCAGGAACCGGAGGCAAGUGGCAUGCGGAUCCGCCAAUCCCUGCAGGGACUUUGUCGCCAUGCUGA
Molecule: messenger RNA, 744 nt
Organism: Symbiodinium pilosum
Lineage: Eukaryota; Dinophyceae; Suessiales; Symbiodiniaceae
Source: the annotation of a GenBank genome assembly